AUGUCAUGCGAUGGGCUUCUAGACAACUCAAAAAUUGUCGAUGCCUCGGUGCCGCAGGCGCCUGCUCUUACUCUGAAAGACAUCAGUGCACUUUUGGAUGAAAAACUCUCCCAUAACUCGUCUCAUAUGACCAAUUUGCGGUCAGCAAUUAUAAAAGACGUAAAGUCCAUGAUUACAACUGAAAUAAAUGGGGCCAUUGCAGAAUUAAAAGCCGAUUUCACAGCAACGACUGAUUUCUUAAUGGAAGAACUAAAAGAAGUGAAAAGUAAAAUCCAGAAAAAAGAUGAUUUAGUCAAGAAAUUAGAAGAGGAAAGAAAUGCUUUACAGAUGGAGAUCAGUAGUCUGAACAAUAGAAUUGAAAUAAUUGAAAAAAUAUCGAGAGAUUGCAAUGUAGAAAUUCAAUGUGUACCGGAGUUACGCAACGAGAACACAUAUAGCAUAUUUAAAAAGAUUUGUGAAUCAAUAAACGUACCUAUAUCAGACAACGAGAUCCGUGCAUGCCGCCGGGUUGCUAAGAUGGACACCACUUCGAAAAGACCUCGGAACAUAAUAGUCUCUUUCGCUUCGCCCAGGCUACGUGAUAAUGUAUUGUCAGCAACCUACCGUUUCAACAAACAUCAUAAUUCCGAUAAAUUCGGAUCGAAACACAUUGGAUUCGAAGGUGAAAAUCGACGCAUCUAUUUCUCUGAACAUUUAUCGCCUGAAAUGAAAAGAGUGCAUGCGGCUGCUAGAAAAUUCGCUAAAGACAAGAACUAUUCAUACGUGUGGGUCAAAUACGGUCAAGUGUACCUACGUAAGAGCGAAUCUUCUAACGCGGUACGAGUAAAAAACAUUGACAUCUUAAAAAACCUAAAGUGA
Hyposmocoma kahamanoa is the source of this 858-nucleotide messenger RNA. RefSeq lists its product as uncharacterized. The coding region runs from base 1 to 858 and encodes 285 amino acids. The record is from RefSeq and is a predicted model, not a curated record. The transcript has a single exon. Lineage: Eukaryota; Metazoa; Arthropoda; Insecta; Lepidoptera; Cosmopterigidae.